Candida dubliniensis CD36 is the source of this 1329-nucleotide messenger RNA. RefSeq names its product Zcf5p (gene ZCF5). The record is from RefSeq and is a predicted model, not a curated record. The transcript has a single exon. Gene Ontology annotation, cellular component: nucleus. Gene Ontology annotation, biological process: regulation of transcription by RNA polymerase II. Gene Ontology annotation, molecular function: RNA polymerase II cis-regulatory region sequence-specific DNA binding; DNA-binding transcription activator activity, RNA polymerase II-specific; zinc ion binding. Lineage: Eukaryota; Fungi; Ascomycota; Pichiomycetes; Serinales; Debaryomycetaceae. Bases 1 to 1329 code for a protein of 442 amino acids.
AUGGUUGAAACUAGUGAAUCCAAUUCGUUUUCAAUGUCUACCAACGUGACUGGGAUACCAAACCCUAAUGUCCAGAUCAUACAAGAUGGUAAAAUUGUGAAAAAAGUUCAACGAACCAGACAACGUAAGAUUUUAUCAUGUGUCUAUUGCCAUUCGAAAAAGAUCAAAUGUGAUCGGCAAGAGCCAUGUUCUCAAUGUACCAAGUUAGACAUUGAAUGCAAGUACUUUAUUAAUGAAAGAAUUAGUCGUGGUGGUAAAAAAUCUAGCAGAUUAACUGCCGAUGAGAAGAAGUUGAGAGGAUUGACGAGUUCCGCCGAAGAAAGCAAGAAAGGGCAACUGAAAUCUGAUGAAGCAACAAAGAGCCAAGAUACACAGUCCCUGCUAUCUUCUUGUCCUACAAACUCCUCAACUACAACAGUAACCAAUCCAUUAGCUACAUCCUCAAGUUUAGAAACAAAUAUAGAAGAAGUCGAGCAAAAACACUUUGUCACUGUUUCUGAUAACAAGAAUUUUAUUGAAAAUUCUAACCAGACUCAACGUGAACAACUUGGUAUUGAUGAUGGGGCAUUUAAACCACUGGGAUUGGAUAUGUCAGCAAGUAUAUUGACAUUCCCGAAUAAAUCUGAAACAAAUUCUAACUUGAACAGCCUUAGAGGUUUUACAACAACUUUGGAAUCACCAUUUUCUGGUGCUGAUCCAUUCGCAAUGGGAAGUUUAAUUCAAUCUCCUAUGGUAAAUCAAGCCACAAACAAUAUGACAAAUAGUUAUUUCAAUCACAAUUUCACAACACAGACAAAUAAUCAAAUCAGUUUCAACUCAAGCUCGUUUCCAUUGGCAAAUCAAGAUGUAUCGAUCACAUUCCCAAGUCAUGUAAAUUCACCUACUAUGACCUUUUCUGAAAGAUUACAACAACAACAACAACAACAACAACAACAACUGCAACAACCACAACCACGACAACAGACACCACAUCGACCAGAAUCAGAUUCAUUAAUGAAAACUCAAACGCAGAACUCAUCCUUGUACCAUUCAUUUAAUGAAUAUCGUGUCAAUACUGCUACUUCAAUUAACUAUUUGUAUGGAACAAAUACCUAUGGUGAGAAUUCAAAUAUACUUAAUGAUAUUAUGGAAUACUUGCCAACGGGAAAAGAUCGUUCUUUUGAAUUGAUGGAUAGAUAUAUCAAUUCAGUACACCUAUUGUUGCCAAUAGUGGUUAAUAUGAACGAAUUUUUAGCCCAACAUAAAUUAUAUUGGGAGAUAAAGUCAAAGAGAGAUUCUUCUUCAUCAGAUGCAGAUGCAAAUAACCCUCACGUUGAAUCUUAUCGAUAA